Messenger RNA from Besnoitia besnoiti, 1098 nucleotides. RefSeq lists its product as uncharacterized. The transcript is spliced from 2 exons. Gene Ontology annotation, molecular function: Hsp90 protein binding; protein-folding chaperone binding. Gene Ontology annotation, cellular component: nucleus; cytosol. Lineage: Eukaryota; Apicomplexa; Conoidasida; Eucoccidiorida; Sarcocystidae. The record is from RefSeq and is a predicted model, not a curated record. Gene Ontology annotation, biological process: chaperone-mediated protein complex assembly; protein folding. Bases 1 to 1098 code for a protein of 365 amino acids.
AUGACGGCGGCCGCGGGCGCCCGUCGUGACCUUCAUCCCCAGGUGAAGUGGGGACAGGACUCUCAGCGACUGUUUGUCACAUUCGAGUUCAUCAACGCCCAUGGUGGAGGGUCAACCGGCGCGGGAAGCAGCGCCGAUGCCCCAUCCUGCAAUCGGGAGAGCGGCGGCAGCGCGUGCGCAGACCGUGCAGAAUCCUUCGUAUCCGGAGACACUGUUCUCUCUUUUCGGGCUCCGCCUUACGCCCUCGAUUUGCCUUUGUUCGACAGCGUCGACCCUGCCACGCUGCGCUCUCAGCCUCAACCGCCGAAUCGUCUUCUCGUGACACUCGAGAAGAAAACACCGCGCACGUGGCCUCAGCUAGUGAAAAGAGACGCUGUCGAGCGCCUGAAGCCGUUCAUCAGAGUCGACUGGACUCGCUGGAGUGACGAUGCCUCUGACGACACUUCGGAGGGAGAGCAUGCCGACCACGCGUGUUCUUCCACUGCUGCGACUGAGAUGAGAAAUUACGUCGGCGGCUCGCAAACUGUGGCGAUUGAGUGCGAGAGUGGGGACGUGGGCGUCCCGUUUUCCCCAGGCGACGCUCUGUCGCUCGACGGAGUGGCACCUGUCCUUUCCGUUGCCACGCUCUCAGAGGCGUGCCGCUUCUUCCGUAACUCGCCGGCGGAAUCCGAGAGUCGCGCAGACUCGAGCAACUCGCGUACAAGCGGCAGCCCGACGAGGAUGACGCCCGCCCAACGCAUGUUAACUCUCGCGCAGCUCUGGAAUGCGUCGUCAACAGCGGAGAGAGCGCAGUUCCUCUCUCGGCUCGUCGAAACCGCGAGUGGAAAUGCGCCUGCAGAAAUGGGACAAACAGCUGGUCCGACCGCCGCGGCGCACACCACCCUGGCUUCCAAGUUGUCCGCAGCUAUCAAGGGAGGCCCGGAGGUAUUGCGGGAUCUCUCUCCAGCCCCAUACACGUCUCGCGGUGUGACUUUUUGCGAGCGGUGGGUUGACGAUCUACAGAAAAUGAAUUCUAGCGAUAAGGCAGACUGCCUGCAAGCACUCGUCGGCGGCCUGCCCGAGGACGAAGUCUCACUUAUUCUUUCCACAUUUGUAUGA